Molecule: messenger RNA, 945 nt
Organism: Pseudomassariella vexata
Lineage: Eukaryota; Fungi; Ascomycota; Sordariomycetes; Amphisphaeriales; Pseudomassariaceae
Exons: 2
Coding region: 1-945 (314 amino acids)
Biological process (GO): vesicle fusion with Golgi apparatus; endoplasmic reticulum to Golgi vesicle-mediated transport
Cellular component (GO): trans-Golgi network; membrane
Source: RefSeq, a predicted model, not a curated record
AUGUCGCAAUACUACGGCGCACCCCCGUCCAACCAGUUUGGCGCCGGCGGCCCUUCAGCACAGAAUCUACAGUUUUACCCUUCGUCAUACUCACCAGGCGUGCCGAACCACGGAACAUCAUCACAAUCCGGUUAUGGUUACGGCGGGCCGGCCGCUUCCUCAAGCUAUGGCGGGUUUGGUGGAGCAGGCGCAGCGGGUGUGAGCGGGCGCAUGGGCGAGCAAGGUGGUCUGCGAACAGGUUGGCUAGCCGCAUUAUCGACAGAGGGCUACGAUGACGAACCGCCGCUGCUCGAAGAACUGGGCGUCAACUUUGGACAUAUUCGAGUCAAGACUCUAGCUGUUUUAAACCCCUUCUCCCGCAUCGACCAACAUAUAAUGGACGACUCCGACCUUGCAGGCCCCAUUCUUUUCUUCCUUCUUUUCGGCUUCUUCUUGCUCUUCAGCGGCAAGGUGCACUUUGGCUAUAUCUAUGGGCUCGCCCUGAUGGGCUCCAUCGGCCUGCACCUCAUCCUCUCCCUCAUGUCGCCCGACGGCGGCCCCAACUCGCCGACAACGUCCCACGCCGGGCCUUCUUACUCGUCCAACGCGGGGUAUACUGGACCUGGAGGCGCCGGCGGUGUCGAUGGAAAGGGCCACUUAAGCAGCACUCUAACUUUCCCGAGAAGUGCGAGUGUGUUGGGCUACUGUCUGCUCCCGAUGGUCUUGACGAGUUUGGUGGGCAUCGUCAUGCCAAUGGACACGCCGAUCGGAUAUGUAUUGACAAGUGCCGCUAUUUUGUGGUGCACUACGAGCGCCAGUGGUAUGUUCUGUGCCGUCGGCCGAAUGCGGGGCAUGAGGGGACUGGUUGCAUACCCGUUGGCAUUGUUCUAUGUUGGAUUUGGCAUUAUGAGCAUCUUCAGCAGCCGGGGAAGCGGAAGCUUGGGCAAGGCUGCUGGAGUUGCAUAA